CCCUGGAUAUGGGCGAACGGACGAGGAAGAGGCGAAGGGAAAGAGGAAGCGCCCGGAGAGUUUCCUCUGCGUGUGGACACUGCCUGCCCCAGGAGGGAGCGCGCCCUUCCUCCCUUCCUUCCUUCUCCCUCAGGAGCCAGACCCGCCUGAGGCCCCGUCAAGACCGCGGAGGACGAGGUGGCGCCAGGGGGCUGGCAGAGAGGCGCAGGAGCUGCUGCUGCUGCUGCCGCCGCCGCCACCACUCCCACCCCGCUCCGCUCCUUCGCCUCUCUCGUUCCGCCUCCCCACCCCCUCACCCCAACGCCGCGGCCCAGGAGGAGGAGGAGGAGCAGGGACCCGAAGGCAGAGCCCGUCAGGCGGGCAAGGAGGGCGCGACUCUCGCCGCCACAGCCCCACCAUGGCCACCAAGGCUCGGGUUAUAUAUGAUUUUGCUGCUGAACCUGGAAACAAUGAACUGACAGUUAAUGAAGGAGAAAUCAUUACAAUUACCAAUCCGGAUGUAGGUGGAGGCUGGCUGGAAGGCAAAAACAGCCACGGAGAGCGAGGACUGGUUCCAACAGACUAUGUUGAAAUGUUACAUGAAAGUGCCAAAGAUGGAACUUCAGUAGCUGACCAAGCGUUCUUUGACCAUCUUUCAUCAAACACUGCACAGAGUAAUUCACAAGCUGCAAAAAAUAAUAGUCAAGUGGAUUUUUUGGCAUCUGCCAAUCAUACAGCUAUGUUGGAUUUUUUCCCUCACUCUCCACCUUCAACUCCUUCUACAAGAAAGGUCACUAGCAAUGCAAAUGAUCCCUGGUCAAGCUGGGACAAUACAACUGUUGCUGAUCCCUGGGCAUCAAAGCCUGAAACAAGGCCGAAAAACAGCGCUUCCAACAACUGGGAUGCAGCAGCAUUCGGCCAUCCACAGGCUUACCAAGGUCCAGCAGCUGCUGAUGACGAUGAUUGGGAUGAUGACUGGGAUGACCCCAAGUCAGCGGCUACAUCUUAUCCUGGCUAUAAAGAGACAGAGGCUUCUGAUCCAGCAGGGCUCCAGCGUGGGAAUAGCCGAGGAGCUGCUAUGAAAUUGCCACUUAACAAAUUUCCUGGAUUUGCAAAACCCGGAGUGGAACAGUAUCUGUUGGCAAAGCAACUAGCAAAACCCAAAGAGAAAAUUCCUAUAAUUAUUGGAGAUUAUGGUCCAAUGUGGGUUUAUCCUACUUCUACGUUUGACUGUGUUGUGGCUGAUCCAAAAAAGGGUUCUAAAAUGUAUGGUCUGAAGAGCUACAUUGAAUAUCAGCUUACAUGUACAAACACUAACCGGUCUGUCAAUCACAGAUAUAAACACUUUGACUGGUUAUACGAACGUCUUUUGAUUAAGUUUGGAUCAGCCAUUCCAAUUCCAUCUCUUCCAGACAAACAAGUUACAGGGCGUUUUGAGGAGGAGUUCAUCAAAAUGCGGAUGGAGAGGCUACAAGCUUGGAUGACCCGGAUGUGUCGUCAUCCAGUUAUUUCAGAAAGUGAAGUUUUUCAGCAGUUCCUUAGCUUUCGUGAUGAAAAGGAAUGGAAAACAGGCAAAAGGAAGGCAGAAAAAGAUGAGAUUGUGGGUGUUAUGGUCUUUUCUACUAUGGAACCAGAAGCUCCUGAUUUGGAUAUGAUAGAAAUCGAACAGAAAUGUGAUGCAGUUGGCAGGUUCACCAAAGCCAUGGAUGAUGGUGUUAAGGAAUUGUUGACAGUGGGCCAUGAACACUGGAAACGUUGUACAGGACCAUUACCCAAGGAAUAUCAGAAAAUAGGAAAAGCUUUACAAGGUUUAGCAUUGGUUUUCAGUACCAGUGGUUAUCAAGGAGAGUCUGACCUUAAUGAAGCAAUAACAGAAGCAGGAAAAACAUAUGAAGAAAUUGCUAGUCUUGUGGCAGAACAGCCAAAGAAGGAUCUCCAUUAUCUGAUGGAAACCAAUCAUGAAUAUAAAGGAUUUCUUGGUUGCUUCCCAGAUAUUAUAGGUGCUCAUAAGGGAGCAAUAGAAAAAGUGAAGGAAGGUGAUAAACUCAUUGCUACCAGCAAAAUUACGCCACAGGAGAAGCAAAACAUGUUGAAGCGUGCAAGCACCAUGUCAUAUGCACUACAAGCGGAGAUGAAUCACUUUCACAGUAAUCGAAUUUAUGAUUACAAUAGUGUGAUGCGCUUGUACCUGGAAGAGCAGGCACAGUUCUAUGAAACGAUUGCACAAAAGCUGAGGCAGGCUCUCAGUCGCUUUCCAGUGAUGUAGAUGCGGACAGAUAACGAUGAACAAAUCCAAAGUGCUUUUCUGAUCUUCGGUGGGGGCAGUGCAAAUGCAAGAAGUGUUAGCCUUUGCCAUUCAAAAGCCUUUCUUUUCCCAAAAAUAAGAUGCAAAAAAGUGAAAACUUCAGAUGUUUACUUUGUCAGCCUAAAUGCCUUCGAUAUUUAUGUGUAUUUUCAUCUUGAAUGCUUUCCUUUCCUUUCUGAUUAAGCAAGACUGAAAAGGCUCUCUAUGAUCAGUUUUCAGUUGCCACAUGGUUUGUUACCAGGCACAGUAGAAAAAACAUUGUCCUGGUUCUUCAAAAGUAUUUCGUGUCAUCUGAACAGAUAUUCUUUAAUCAGAAAGGAUUGGUAGAUGUACAGAUUUUCUGCUAAAAAUAUUUUAUUUAUCCCAGUUCUUUAAAUCUUAUGCAGCAUCCAAGUAAAUUAUUUUAAGUUUUUGCCGUAAAGUUUGCACUGUUGAGCAAAGGUUAACCCCUUCCUUACUGCAGGCAUUAGACAGAAUUUUUAUAAAAUGGAUUUUUGCCCUGCUAGAAUCUUUUAAGUAUCCUGUUCUUGUACAAGAGAUGCCUGAGAACUUGAAAGUUAGAAUACUUCCUUUCUUGUCUCUAUGGGGGGAAAGGGGGGGUGAAUCUAAAGACAGCCAUUCCAAACAUCUGGAAAAUUCUUCCAUCUAGUAGUUUAGUCAUGCACCUUUUGCUACUUCCCAGUAAUAUCCAGUGCUAUUAGUAUUAGGGACAUUCACCACUAUCCUCACCAUGUGUGCAGGUUCUUUAGUUAUUUAUGUCCAUUAACUACUAAUGGGACAAAAAUUCCCCUGAGAUCUCUCCUAUGCUUUAAAUAACCAUAAAGUGAUAGAGCUAACUUUUAAAUCACUUAAUUCUGUAAUGGUGAUAAAGGUUACUGUUUUCCAAACCUGAACUGUUGGAAAAGCUUGGUUUAAGUGCCAGGUGUUAGACAAAUCUCAUAUGCUGACAGUGGGUUAAAGGCUUGAACUACAGGAAUGAUGGCUGAACUGAAGGUUGCCACAAACAGACCAUAGUGCCAAACGCAACUUUCACUAGAAAUAACAUUUAGUCUAGAAGUGAACACCUUCUUUUUCUAUCCAUUAUGAAUGAUGGGUACAUACUCUAUAAACAUAUUUGCCAUUUCACGUGUACGUAUUUCAUAUCAUUUAGAAUAAUAAGGAAUCUGGGUCAGUCAAGAUAAUAUGACAUCCCACAACAAAAUAAAAUCCCAGAAUGCUAGCCUGGCUCAAAAUGCUCUUUAUUGUAAUGUUUUCGUUAUAUUUUUCUACACACGUUGUUUUCCUCUUUGCUUGCCUUUCAAAAUUCCAUAAAGUGUUAUGAUACAGCCAUGAAAUAUGUGUACAAAUUGUAAAGAAUGUGUAUAAAUGUUUUACACCAAAUGUAAUAAAAAUCUAUCUUGCAUGUGGAAGCAAUGUAUGAAGUUACAGCAAAAUGUAUAGUAAAUUUUAAGGCACUUUUUUCCACAGCAUCACUUUUUUCAGCAUUUGUAUAUUCACUUUUUGUGUCAAAAUCUUUGUAACUGUUUCUCUGGGAGUUUCUUUUUACCAAACUUUGAAUUAAUGCUAAUGACUUAGAAGUUGCAGAUUUAGCAUAAUUAAUAGACAAGCUGGGAAUAGAACAACAGAAGAGAGGUAGCUGCAGUGUGGGGAAACCCAUGUGCAUAGCAAGACAACAUGGAACAGACAAAUAUAUAACUUUGUAGCAAAUGAAGUCUUUAAAUUGAUAAUAAAUAUUUAUACAUAUAUAAAGUGGAUA
Messenger RNA from Pogona vitticeps (central bearded dragon), 4040 nucleotides. RefSeq names its product sorting nexin 9 (gene SNX9). Gene Ontology annotation, biological process: endocytosis; mitotic cell cycle; cleavage furrow formation. NCBI's taxonomy places the organism in Eukaryota, Metazoa, Chordata, Lepidosauria, Squamata, Agamidae. Gene Ontology annotation, cellular component: cytoplasmic vesicle; plasma membrane. The record is from RefSeq and is a predicted model, not a curated record. Gene Ontology annotation, molecular function: protein binding; phosphatidylinositol binding.